Messenger RNA from Mustela lutreola (European mink), 3343 nucleotides. It is a transcript of the gene ARHGEF19, whose product is annotated as Rho guanine nucleotide exchange factor 19. Gene Ontology annotation, molecular function: protein binding; guanyl-nucleotide exchange factor activity. The record is from RefSeq and is a predicted model, not a curated record. NCBI's taxonomy places the organism in Eukaryota, Metazoa, Chordata, Mammalia, Carnivora, Mustelidae. Bases 393 to 2939 code for a protein of 848 amino acids. Gene Ontology annotation, biological process: regulation of actin cytoskeleton organization; activation of GTPase activity. The transcript is spliced from 16 exons.
UCAAACUCUUUGUCUGGGUGGGAUCUCCCCCAGCCAGCUGGGCAGAGAGAGGGCUUCCCCAGCCGCGGGGAGCAGGAGCAGAACAAGAUCAGCAGCGGCCCUCGGCUGGAGAGGUCAGUGAGAGUUGAAAAUGCACGAGCUGGUUCAAAGCACAGACUCAGAAGCAAGACUGCCUGGGUUUGAAUCUUGGCUCUCCCCUAUGCCAAAUAACCUCUGUGCCUCCCCGACCUCACCUAAAAAAAUGGGGAUAAAACUAGCGUCACCUCAGGGUGGUGAGGAUUAGAUGAAAUGACAUAUAAAAAGCACUUGGCCUGCCUUUGGUAAGUGCCCAGUAAGUAUUAGCUGUUACUAUGCGAUUAGGUGUGUGAGUGUGCUUGAACAGAUGUGUGCGCAUGUGUGUACACAAGGGUUUGUCCAGGCCUCCAAGACAAAGGUGGCUUGCUGGCCAGCCCUCCUGUUCUGUGUCUGCCUCUCAUACCUUUUCCCCUGCAGGCCCAGGUGGGUGGCAGAGCAAAGGAGGAAUGGACUGUGGGCCACCUGCCACCCUCCAGUCCCACCUGGCUGGGCCACGUGGCACUGACCGCCGCCCAGUAGCUGUGUGCCAGCAGGAGAGUCUGUCCUUUGCAGAGCUGCCCACCCUGCAGCCCCCGAGCCCUGUGUGUCUGGAUCUCUUCCCUGUUGCCCCAGAGGAGCUUCGGGCUCCCGGCAGCCGCUGGUCCCUGGGGACCCCUGCUCCUCUCCAAGGGCUGCCAUGGCCACCAUCCCCGGAAGUCCCAGACACCGAGAUCUCCACCAGUGGGGGGCUGCGGCCCAGCAGAGCUGGCAGCUGGCCACACUGUCCUAGUGCCCAGCCCCAAGCUCUGGAGGGACCCUGGAGUCCCCAGCACCCACAGCCACAGCGCCGGGCCAGUCAUGGUUCGGAGAAGAAAUCUGCAUGGCGCAAGAUGCGGGUCUAUCAGCGUGAAGAGCUCCCUGGCAGCCCUGGAGCCCAUGCUGUCUUCCUCGAGCCUGGCCAGGCAGCAGAGCAAACCCUGAGCACAGAGGAGCCUAGGCCACCGGAGCUGUCCCUACCCUCCAGGGUAGGCCUGGAGGGGCCUGAGCGCAGGCGCUUCUCAGCCUCCGAGUUGAUGACCCGCCUGCACUCUUCCCUGCGUCUGGGGCGGAAUUCAGCAGCCAGGGUGCUGACCCCAGGGUCAGGCACUGGCGCAGCUCGGGAAGGAAGAUCAUCUGGAAGGGAGUCGCGCAGUGUAGAGAUGAGGGUGGACGGUUUGGUGAUGCCAGCCCCUAUUGACCCGAGCGGGUGCCAUAGCGGCUGGCCCGAGCCCAGGCUGGACACGCCGGAAGAGCUGGCUCUGGGGUCCAGGAGCUCCAGCGAGCGGCGCCAGUCACGGUUUCUCCUUAACACGGUCCUCUACCAGGAAUACAGCGACGUGGCCAGCGCCCGCGAACUGCGGCGGCAGCAGCGCGAGGAGGAGGGCCCGGGGGACGAGGCGGAGGGCGCGGAGGAGGGGCCCGGGCCGCCGCGCGCCAACCUCUCCCCGAGCAGCUCCUUCCGGGCGCAGCGCUCGGCGCGAGGCUCCACCUUCUCGCUGUGGCAGGACAUCCCCGACGUGCGCGGCAGCGGCGUCCUGGCCACGCUGAGCCUGCGCGACUGCAAACUGCAGGAGGCCAAAUUUGAGCUGAUCACGUCCGAGGCGUCCUACAUCCACAGCUUGUCGGUGGCCGUGGGCCACUUCUUAGGAUCUGCUGAACUGAGCGAAUGUCUGGGGGUGCAGGACAAGCAAUGGCUGUUCUCCAAACUACCCGAAGUCAAGAGCACGAGCGAGAGGUUUCUGCAGGACCUGGAGCAGCGGCUGGAGGCAGAUGUCCUGCGUUUCAGUGUGUGUGACAUUGUGCUGCACCACUGUCCAGCCUUCCGCCGAGUGUACCUGCCCUAUGUCACCAACCAGGCCUACCAGGAGCGCACCUACCAGCGCUUGCUCCUGGAGAACCCCAAGUUCCCUGGCAUCCUGGCUCGCCUGGAGGAGUCUCCCGUAUGCCAACGUCUGCCCCUCACCUCCUUCCUUAUCUUGCCAUUUCAGAGGAUCACCCGCCUCAAGAUGCUGGUCGAGAACAUCCUGAAACGGACAGCACAGGGCUCGGAAGAUGAAGACAUGGCCACCAGAGCCUUCAAUGCACUCAAGGAGCUGGUGCAAGAGUGCAAUGCCAGCGUGCAGUCCAUGAAGAGGACAGAGGAGCUCAUCCAUCUGAGCAAGAAGAUCCACUUUGAGGGCAAGAUCUUCCCACUGAUCUCACAAGCCCGCUGGCUGGUUCGGCAUGGGGAACUAGUGGAACUGGCACCACUGCCUGCAGCGCCACCCGCCAAGCUGAAGCUGUCCAGCAAGGCAGUCUACCUGCACCUUUUCAAUGACUGCUUGCUGCUCUCCCGGCGGAAGGAGCUAGGGAAGUUCGCCGUGUUCGUCCACGCCAGGAUGGCCGAGCUCCAGGUGAAGGACCUGAGCCGGAAGCUGCAAGGCGUCCCCGGCCACGUGUUCCUCCUCCAGCUUCUCCAUGGGCCCCACGCGAAGCACCAGUUCCUGCUGAGGGCCCGGACGGAAAGUGAGAAGCAGCGAUGGAUCUCAGCCCUGUGUCCCUCCAGCUCCCAGGAGGAUAAAGAGUUCUUCAGCGAGGGCCAAGACCGCCCCCAGGUUCAGUGCGUCAGGACGUACAAGGCUUUGCAGCCAGACGAGCUGACUCUGGAGAAGACGGACAUCCUGGCCGUGAGGACCCAAACCAGUGACGGCUGGCUGGAAGGGGUCCGCCUGGCAGAUGGUGAGAAGGGGUGGGUGCCCCAGGCCUAUGUGGAGGAGAUCAGCAGCCUCAGUGCCCGCCUUCGAAACCUCCGAGAGAAUAAGCGGAUCACAAGUGCGCCCAGCAAACUGGGGGAGCCCCCUGCCUGAUGGGUGGGAUGCCAGCUCCGUGCCCAGCUCCUGGACAGGUCUGCAGGGACCUCUGGUGUCGCAUGCCCCAGGCCGCUGCUGGUGUUCCAUGGCCUGGCGUCCGGAGUGCAGCCCGUCCUCAUGCUCCUCCCAGUCCACUUCAGGGCCGACUCCAGUUUCUUCCUCUGGCAUAGGGACUGCACAGGUGACCUGUGAUAUCUGGCAAGGACUGGGGCUCACUCCCUUCAUGCUGCCUGACUCUUGGUCCCUCUGGCAGGGACCCAGCUGGGGACAGCUCUGGUGCUGACGGGUGCUGGGACGUAUAUAUAGAGAGAUGUAUAUAUAUCUGGGGUCUUCUGGCCAGAGCCUGCAUGGGCCCUGGCGGCUGUGACUUUUCUGUAAAUAAACUCCCAUGAUGCCUUGGC